ACUGUUAGCAUAUUUGGUAAGUAAACAACAUGGCGCGGCGACCUUCUUGUGUCAUGGCCAACUCGAGCGUCGCGCGUUUGUUCGUUUUGCAGUUUUGAUAAAGGCAACGAGAUGGAGCGGAGACCAGUCUGAAUUGUCUCGGGCUGCAGACACGUUGAAAAUAAGUAUAUUCCAUUAGAGCAGUCCUGUUUGGGUAAUUCCAGCCUAGUUGUCAUAACCAACAGAAAGCGAUUAACUAUGGCUGAUUUGGUACCAGGGUGUUCUUCAUCUGUUGUGGAAAAUCAGAAGGUGGAAAUGAGAGAAAACAUACCCCCCAGAGCAACGGUUCAAGCUAAUAGGCAGUAUUUGUAUGAGGAAUACUUCCCAGAUAUUACUCUCAUUGAUGUCACACAUGAUUUUGACAGGGAUCAGACUAAGAAUGAUUUAUCUCUACUUAAAACCAUGCCAAAAACGCCUCUGACUGAAAGGACAUUGGUUAGAAAGUCUGCUAGGGUAGUGGAAAUCCCGAACGACCCCACUCUGACGCCAAGGAUGGAGGAAAACAAAGCAAGUGUCAGCCAACCUCGCAACUUGGAUACAAAUGCUUCUAUGUUUUGGUUGGAUAAUGAGUGCUUACCAGACAUUACUGAAUGCUCAUUCGAUUCCAUUACUCAGCAGAGUAUAAACUUUACUAUUAACUUAACUGCGUCUGACAUGCAAUUUAACAACAGUUCACAGAAAGCAGCCGUUGACUCUAAUUUAGAACGUGUAGAAACUUUGAAUCUUGAUGAAGCGACCAACAAAACGUCCAAGCCUUCAUGUCCAUCCCAGAUAACCUGCCCUCAAAAUGAUGACGGAAAGAUGUUGGAAAGCAGUUCUAGUGACUGUCACCGCAGAACUUUUGAAGCUAAAUUUCCCUCUCCGUCCAAAGGAACAGCAGCAAUGUCUGAAAGCAGUUCGACAGAUUGUCAUCACAAUACCUUGGAUAAAAAUCCUGCCUCUCAGUCCAAUAGCAUUGUAACCAUGGCAGAAAAUAGCUCUAAUGACAGUCACCAUAACACAUUCGAUGCCAAACUUCUUGAAUCCAGCAACAAAAUAACCUUGUCCCAAAGCACUUCAAAUGACAGUCACCACAACACCUUAGAUUCUAAUCCCCCCUCUCAGACAAAUGGCACAAUAACCAUGCCAGAGAGUAACUCCAGUAACAGUUGCUGCAACAACUUGGAUUCUAACCCUCCCUCUCUGUCCAGUGGCACAUUAGUCAUGUCAGAAAGCCGUUCUAGUCACCAAAACACCUUUGACGCUAAACCUCCUGAGUCCAAUGGCACAAUAACCUUGUUUGAUAGCAGUUCCGGUGACAUUCACCGAAACACCUUCGACGCUAAACCACCUAAGGCCAACGGCACAAUAAGCAUGUCUGAAAGCCGCUCAAGUGACGGUCACCACAGCACUUUUGAUGCAAAUGGCAUGAGAACCAUGUCGAUAAGCAGUUCAAGUGACAGCCAACCUCACACUAAACCUCCGACAGAGCCCAGCAGCACAGACGCCAACGCUGAUGCCAAGGUGGUUGAGCACCUUCAAGGCAAGUUUGAGGCCAGUGUCUGCAAAGCGGCAGCAUCCAGGCCUGGUCAAUGUGAGGCGAAGGAUAAUUCGCAAUCUCAGACUUUUGACCAAAGCGUGGAUCCAGAUGACAACAGCAAAGCUUUUUAUUUAGAUGACAUUAUCGAUUUCACGCAUGAGAAUUUAUGUUCUUCAACGCCAUUGACUUGCGGUAAAAUGGUCCCCUACGCCGCCAGGCCGGAUAAGAGCAAAUUGCUGGCGGCUCAGGAAAGACCGUAUGGGGAUGCUGCCAGUAAGCCAGAAGUUCAGAUGCAGCCCCAUGUACCACCAAACAUCACCUCUGGUCGAAAGAUAUCCUUGUCUCAACCUGCUGUAAAAUCGCUGCCGCCUUCGUCGAAAGCUCCAUCACUGCUGAUGAAGUUCAAGCCGACAACGUUGCUUCCAGGACGGGGCGAGGUGCCGGCAUCGGGUCUCCCCUUGUCGAGACAAAUUUUGACUAGCACACUUCAGGAGAGUUCAGCAGUGUCCAGUUCAUCCAACCUGCGAGCAACCACCACAGUAUCGAGGCUGCCAAAGUCUGGAGUGGGGAGGCCACUGCUCAGUGGAAGACCGUCAAGCCUCCCGCAUCUCAGACAGCCAUCGACAAGGAGCAGCACGCUGGCUUCCUCAAGUGCUGAUAAAAAACCGUCUAAUGCUGUGGUCAACAUCCCCCAAGCAAGGAAGCGUGACUUAAGUAGAGAUGGGCAAUUUAUAGCCAAGAAGAAGACCAAAACUGGUGUCCCCACGUCAUGCAGUCAUGUUGUGGCACCAGCGCCUUCUGCGGAUGCAACAAGCACCAUCAAAAGCUUGACGCAGGCUACGCAAUGUCAGCGAGCACCGACGGCUAAAACCUCAAAAGACGAUGCUACAGUGUCCUCAAGGGCUGGAGAUGCUGUCACAAGAACAAAAAAACUAAAACUGCCUGUGAUGAGUCAGAGAACUCAACUGGCUAUAAGUCCAGGUUGUGCUAAAUGCAGUGUGCUGGAACAGCAGUUUAAAAUCCAAACUGAAGAACUGCAGAGACUGAAAGAAGGUUGUGCUAAAUGCAGUGUGCUGGAACGGCACCUUAAAAUGCAAACUGAAGAAGUGCAGAGACUGAAAGAAGAGCUACUAAGGAAGCAAGAAGAGGAUGUGUGAAAGAGCAUCAGCAUGCCUCUGUAAAUUUUUAUGUAUUAAUAAAGUUGGGCUGCA
This is a messenger RNA of Phycodurus eques (leafy seadragon), 2769 nucleotides long. RefSeq names its product nucleolar and coiled-body phosphoprotein 1-like. The record is from RefSeq and is a predicted model, not a curated record. Lineage: Eukaryota; Metazoa; Chordata; Actinopteri; Syngnathiformes; Syngnathidae. The coding region runs from base 238 to 2715 and encodes 825 amino acids. The transcript has 10 exons.